Molecule: messenger RNA, 2529 nt
Organism: Choloepus didactylus (southern two-toed sloth)
Lineage: Eukaryota; Metazoa; Chordata; Mammalia; Pilosa; Megalonychidae
Gene: UTP14A
Product: UTP14A small subunit processome component
Exons: 15
Coding region: 56-2371 (771 amino acids)
Biological process (GO): rRNA processing
Cellular component (GO): small-subunit processome; nucleolus
Source: RefSeq, a predicted model, not a curated record
AAUUGCUUUCCUUUCGGCUUCCGCUCUUGGCCCAUGUGAGAAGUGGGCUGCUAAGAUGAGCGCAACAAGGUCCGCAGAGAGCCUCCUGGCUUCCAACCAACAAUUAGAACUAGUGGAUUUGCCAAAAGACGACCCUCUGAGCUCCAGUGAAGAUGAGGGGGAAAGUGAUGGAGAAAGAAAGCAUCAAAAGCUUCUGGAAGCAAUCAGUUUGCUUGAUGGAAAGAAUAGGCAGAAAUUGGCAGAAAGAUCAGAGGCUAGUCUGAAAGUGUCAGAGUUCAAUGUCAGUUCUGAAGGAACAGGAGAAAAGCUGGUCCUUUUGGAUCUGCUUGAGCCCAUUAAAACUUCAUCCUCCUUGGCCACUGUGAAAAAGCAACUGAAUAGAGUCAAAUCAAAGAAGACUGUGGAGUUACCCCUUAAUAAAGAAGAGGUUGAGCGGAUCCACAGAGAAGUGGCAUUCAAUAAAACCUCUCAAGUCCUGUCUAAAUGGGAUCCUAUCGUUCUGAAGAACCGGAAGGCAGAGCAGCUGGUUUUUCCCCUGAAAAAGGAGCAGUCAGCCUUUGCUCCCAUUGAACAUGUGCUCAGUGGCUGGGAGGCAAGAACUCCCCUGGAGCAGGAAAUUUUUAACGUCCUCCAUAAGAACAAGCAGCCAGUGACAGACCCAUUACUGACCCCAGUGGAAAAGGCCUCUCUCAAAGCCAUGAGCCUGGAAGAGGCUAAGAUGCGCCGAGCAGAACUUCAGAGGGCUCGGGCCCUGCAGUCCUACUAUGAGGCUAAGGCUCGAAGAGAGAAGAAAAUCAAAAGCAAAAAGUAUCACAAAGUUCUGAAGAAAGGAAAGGCCAAGAAAGCCCUAAAAGAGUUUGAGAAACUACAGAAGGUCGAUCCUACUGUAGCAUUAGAAGAACUGGAGAAAAUCGAAAAGGCUAGAAUGAUGGAGCGAAUGAGCCUUAAGCACCAGAACAGUGGGAAAUGGGCCAAGUCAAAGGCAAUUAUGGCCAAAUAUGACCUGGAGGCUCGCCAAGCUAUGCAGGAACAACUGGCCAAGAACAAAGAACUGACACAGAAACUCCAGGUAGAAUGUGAGAGUGUGGAAGAGGAGGGAGUUGGAGAAGAGGAUGAGCUUCUUGUCCCUGAUGUAGUGAAUGAAGUACAAAUGAAUACAGAUGGACCAAAUCCUUGGAUGCUCAGAAGUCAGACCAGUGAUGCAAAAGAGGCUGAAAUCCAGAAGGACCCAGAACAACUGCCAGAGCCUGUAGCCCAUGAGGAUUCUGAGAGUAAGGGAGAAGAAAGACCAGUGGCAGAAGAAGACACUUUAUUGAAAGAAUUUGCAGAAAGGCGAGCCUUUAGAAAAAGAUCUGUGCUCAGCCAGGAUCCUGAGCCGCUUGGUAGGCAAGAAACAAAAGAUUCUAGCAGCCAGGAGGUACUGUCUGAAUUAAGGGCACUAUCUCAGAAACUCAACAAGGAAAACCACCAAUCCAAGAAGCCAAAAGUGAGUUCGGCGGGAACUGCUCGCCUAGUUCAGAGAGAGGAGCCUGUCCAGGAAGAGGAGGAACCCCUGUUGCUGCAGAGGCCAGAGAGAGUACAAACUCUGGAGGAGCUAGAAGAGCUGGACGAAGAAGGGUGUUUUCAAAAUAAGGAGCUUCCCAGACCUGUGUUAGAAGGGCAGCCAUUGAAGAGGAUUGCAAGUAAUCAGCCUGAUGCUCCAAAGGAGAAAAAAAAGGAGCAAAUGAUUGAUUUACAAAACCUCCUGACCACAAAAUCUCCUUCUGUGAAGUCUUUGGCAGUUCCUACAACAAUAGUGGAGUUGGAAGAUAAAGAGGAGGCAGACCAAAAGCAAAUGAUAAAGGAAGCUUUUGCUGGGGAUGAUGUCAUCAGGGACUUCUUGAAAGAAAAGAGGGAAGCUGUGGAGGCGAGUAAGCCAAAGGACGUGGACUUAACGCUGCCUGGCUGGGGCGAGUGGGGUGGCGCGGGCCUGAAGCCCAGUGCCAAGAAAAGACGCCGGUUUCUCAUUAAAACCCCUGAGGGUCCUCCAAGAAAAGACAAGAAUUUGCCAAAUGUGAUUAUCAAUGAGAAGCGCAACAUCCAUGCAGCAGCUCAUCAGGUACGUGUGCUUCCAUACCCAUUUACCCACCAUAUGCAAUUUGAAAGGACCAUUCAGACCCCUAUAGGAUCUACAUGGAACACCCAGAGGGCCUUCCAAAAGCUGACUGCUCCCAAGGUUGUCACCAAGCCAGGCCAUAUCAUUAAGCCCAUAAAAGCAGAGGAUGUGGGAUACCGGUCUUCCUCAAGGUCAGACCUGUCUGUCAUACAGAGGAACCCAAAACGACUCUCCAACCAUCACAAAAAACAGCUGAAGAAAAACUUAGUAGAUUGAGCUGCUGGCGAAGUGCUAUCUUGGUGUCCGGGACAGGGAGCCCUGACUACUUCUCAUUUGGCCCGGUUUUACUCUGAGCUGCAGGAACAAUUUGAAAACUGGCUUAGCACACUGUGGUUAAUCCUCAUUUUUUAAAUAAAGGCUUUUUUAAAAAUUUA